AUGAGCUUGAGCACCUUUGGAGAUGAAUCUGAUCACCUGGCUCUGCUAGACUUGAAGAAAAGAAUAACUGAAGAUCCUCUGCAUAUCAUGAGCUCAUGGAAUGGUUCCAUCAAUUUCUGCAGCUGGGUUGGCGUUACAUGCAACCAUUCAAACAAAAGAGUCGUGACUUUGAACCUGGAAGCUCAAAAAUUGGUAGGCUCCAUACCACCUUCUAUAGGAAAUCUGACUUAUCUCACCGGAAUCAACUUGAUACACAACUUCUUUCAUGGUGAAAUUCCUCAAGAAAUGGGACGACUGCUCCGCCUGCGAUAUCUCAACCUGAGUUUCAAUUCCUUUGGUGGGAAAAUUCCAAGUAACAUAUCUCACUGUACACAGCUGAGAGUGCUUAAUGUUGGUUCCAAUAAGCUUAUGGGUCCAUUCCGGAUCAAACUCAAAUCAUUGUUGAAUUUAACUCAUCUAUGGGUUAGUGGUAACAAUCUCUCUGGAACAAUCCCAGAUUGGAUAGGGAACUUUUCUUCUCUGUAUGCUAUUAAUAUUUUUCAAAACAAUUUUCAAGGAAGCAUACCGAAUGAGCUCGGGCGCUGCACAAGCUUGGGAAGAUUUGUAAUUGCAGGGAAUAAACUUUCUGGUAUGGUUCCUUCUUCAAUAUAUAAUAUAUCCUCCAUAUACUAUAUCAUUGUUACUGAGAACCAGCUGCACGGAGAGCUGCCAAAAGAUGUGGGGAUCACUCUUCCUAAUCUGGAGACAUUUGCUGGUGGUGUCAACCAAUUCACAGGUAAUAUUCCUGUAUCCUUGUCAAAUGCUUCUAGACUUCGACAGCUUGAUUUUGCUGAAAAUGGUCUCACUGGGAAACUCCAAGCUGAACAUUUCGGAAGCCUGCAAAGCUUAUCUAGACUGAACUUUGAUGACAAUAGACUGGGAAGUGGAAAAACUGGUGACCUGAGUUCUCUCAGUUUCCUUGCUAAUUGUACUAAUCUUGAGGUGUUGAGUUUUAGCCGCAAUCGUUUUGGAGGAGAAUUGCCAGAGUCCAUAUCCAACCUCUCAACAAAACUUAGAAUUUUUACAAUGGGGGGUAAUUUGAUACAUGGAAGCAUCCCUGUCGGCAUUGCAAAUCUUGUAAACUUGAUCAAUCUAGGAAUGGAACAAAACUAUUUUGGUGGCAGUCUCCCUGAUGCAAUUGGCAAGCUCCAGAAGUUACAGGGACUGUAUUUGAAUCUUAACAAGUUUUCGGGGGCCAAUCCCAUCCUCCCUAGCUGCACUAGUUUGGUGAGCCUACAUUUGGAAGGUAAUGCGUUUGAAGGAAGAAUUCCUGAAACUCUGGCAAAAUUAAGAGGCUUGGAAGAAAUCGAUGUUUCACACAAUCACUUUUCUGGGAAAAUUCCUGAAUUUCUAGGUAAGUUUAGAGCUCUUAAGCAACUCAAUCUUUCUUAUAAUGAUUUUGAGAGUGCAUUGCCUGAAGAAGGAAUAUUUUCAAAUGCAAGUGGUGUCUCAGUUCAUGGAAAUAAUAGACUGUGUGGUGGCAUCCCAGAAUUACUUCUACCUGUAUGCUCUAACAAAAAGCCUCAUUUAUCUCAAGGAUUACUUUCCCCAAAAGUAGUAAUUCCUGUAACUUGUGCAAUUGCAUUCAUUGCCCUAUCAUGCUUUAUUGCUGCUUGUAGAAUGGUGAAAAGGUCAAGAGGUCCACUUUUAACUUCACAUUCUUAUGGGGAUUGGAAAUUAGCCGUCUCAUACUUAGAACUCGCUCAAUCAACCAACGGGUUCUCUCUUGACAAUCUCAUUGGUUCAGGAAGUUUCGGUUCUGUGUACAGAGGAGUACUCUCUAGUAAUGGCAUGGUAGUUGCUGUUAAGGUAUUAAACCUUAACCAAGAAGGAGCUUCCAAGAGCUUCAUGAUGAAUGCAAAGCUUAAGAAGUAUAAGGCACCGCAAUCUUCUCAAGAUCAUAACCGCAUGCUCAAGCAUUGA
Molecule: messenger RNA, 1962 nt
Organism: Prunus armeniaca (apricot)
Lineage: Eukaryota; Viridiplantae; Streptophyta; Magnoliopsida; Rosales; Rosaceae
Source: the annotation of a GenBank genome assembly